Setaria italica (foxtail millet) is the source of this 2879-nucleotide messenger RNA. RefSeq lists its product as uncharacterized. The record is from RefSeq and is a predicted model, not a curated record. Gene Ontology annotation, cellular component: membrane. NCBI's taxonomy places the organism in Eukaryota, Viridiplantae, Streptophyta, Magnoliopsida, Poales, Poaceae. The transcript has a single exon. Bases 140 to 2008 code for a protein of 622 amino acids.
UUCUCCUACCAUCCACCCAUCCCCUUCUAUAUAUUGCACAGGCGCGCCGCGCUCUGUGUGCCUGUGUCACUCACCGGCUCGCCACCAGACAGGCGGCGGCGAAGCAGAGCGCCGCCGAGAAAGUAGGACGAGUGGCGCGAUGGCGUUCGCGUCCGGGGACGGCGGCGGCGGCGGGCCGCAGGUGCUGACGGCGCGGUUCGUCCGGCAGGUGGUGUUGGGCCGUUGGUUCAUGGUGUUCGCGUGCCUGCUCAUCCUGUCGGCGUCGGGGGCGACGUACAUCUUCGGCAUCUACUCCAAGGUGCUCAAGUCGUCGCUGGGCUACGACCAGCGCACGCUCAACACGCUCUCCUUCUUCAAGGACCUGGGCGCCAACGUCGGCGUCCUCUCGGGCCUCAUCAACGAGGUGACGCCGCCGUGGGUGGUGCUCGCCAUGGGCGCCGCCAUGAACCUGGUUGGCUACCUCAUGAUUUACCUCGCCAUCGACGGGCGUACGGCGCGGCCCCCCGUGUGGCUCAUGUGCAUCUACAUCUGCGUGGGCGCCAACUCGCAGUCCUUCGCCAACACGGGCGCGCUCGUCACCUGCGUCAAGAACUUCCCCGAGAGCAGGGGCAUCGUGCUGGGCCUGCUCAAGGGCUUCGUCGGCCUCAGCGGCGCCAUCUUCACGCAGCUCUACCUCGCCAUCUACGGCGACGAUGCCAAGUCGCUCGUGCUGCUCAUCGCCUGGCUCCCCGCUGCCGUCUCCAUCCUCUUCGUCCACACCAUCCGCAUCAUGCCGUACCCGCGCCCCACCCGGCGUGGCGCCGCCGCCGGCGCGUCGUCGGCGACCAGCAACGACGCUUUCUUCUGCUUCCUCUAUAUCUCCAUCGCGCUCGCGACCUACCUCCUCGUCAUGAUCGUCGUGCAGAAGCAGGUCAACUUCUCGCACGCCGCCUACGGGGUGUCCGCCGCCGCGCUGCUCCUCGUCCUCUUCCUGCCCCUCGCCGUCGUCGUCAAGCAGGAGUACAAGAUCCAGAAGGAGCUCCAGGAGUCCCUCCGCGAGCACCCCACCGUGACCGUCGAGAAGCCAGCUGCUGACCUGCAGAUGGUGGCAGCUGAUGAGCCGGCGGCCAACAAGAGCCAGCUGCAGAGCACCACUGAACAAACAGAGGAGACGUCGCCGCCGCCGUCCGGCUGCCUGGGCUCGUGCCUCCGGCACAUGUUCAGCCCGCCCGCGCAGGGGGAGGACUACACGAUCCUGCAGGCGCUGGUGAGCGUGGACAUGCUGGUGCUGUUCCUGGCGACCAUCUGCGGCGUGGGCGGCACUCUGACGGCGAUCGACAACAUGGGCCAGAUCGGGCAGUCCCUGGGGUACCCGGCCAAGAGCAUUAACACCUUCGUCUCCCUCAUCAGCAUCUGGAACUACGCGGGGCGCGUCACCUCCGGGUUCGCCUCGGAGAUCUUCCUGACCCGGUACAGGUUCCCGCGGCCGCUGAUGCUGACGCUGGUGCUCCUGCUCUCGUGCGUGGGCCACCUCCUCAUCGCCUUCGGCGUGCCGCAGUCCCUCUACGCGGCGUCGGUGGUGAUCGGCUUCUGCUUCGGCGCGCAGUGGCCGCUGCUGUUCGCCAUCAUCUCCGAGGUGUUCGGGCUCAAGUACUACUCCACGCUCUACAACUUCGGGUCCGUCGCGAGCCCCAUCGGCGCCUACGUGCUCAACGUCCGCGUCGCCGGCGGGCUCUACGACGCCGAGGCCGCCAGGCAGCACGGCGGGUCCCUCGCCGGCGGCGACAAGACCUGCAUCGGCGUGCAGUGCUUCCGCAAGGCGUUCCUCAUCAUCACCGCCGCCACGGUGGCCGGGGCGCUCGUGUCGCUGGUGCUCGUGUGGCGGACCAGGAAGUUCUACAAGGGAGACAUCUACGCCAAGUUCAGGGACAACGCCGCCGCUGCCGCCGCCGACGCCGAGGAGGAGGAUCUCAAGCGGCCCAAGGAGACGGAGGGGGAGUCAACGGAGGUCAACGGGAGGACGGGCUAGUGUACUAGACUACUAGUGUCGUGCCGGCCGGGCGCUUGCGUUGACUCGGUCGAAGCAAGCAGCCACACCCACACACAGCGAGCUAACGCUCGGUUUUGACUUGGUAUACGUGUCGUCUCCCAGUCCACGCCGUCCUCAAUCAAGCUCAAAGAGAGCUCAACCGAACAGCGGCAAUGGAGGCCUGGAGGGCUCUGUCAGAGUGCAGCUAUCACUGCAUUACGGCAGGUGAUUGGGUGCACGAUUAGUGUGUAAUCUUUUUAGCAGAAGAGCAGUAGUGACAGUAUAGAACAAGUCCUUUCUUCUUGCUGCUGUAUGGAUGUAUACUUGUUACUGCCACUCUUAAUCUUCUACUAAUUCGAGAGAGAGGAGAGAAGAGGCCAAGUUCCAUGGUUAAAAUGUUCUUGAUAAGCUGCAUGACGAACCCGGACGACAUUACACGACUGCAGGCGAUUGUGAUUGGCUCCAUACUCUGUCCGACCGACAGUAUUACGAGUGCUCCUUGGACUUGCGAUUAGCGAUGACGCGAGAAGUUGAGACAUGAGACGGCUGCUUUUCAAGCUUCAUGCUUGUCUCCUGGAUGAUCUGGAAAGAGCGUAGCAACAGAGUUUUCAGUAGAGCACCUCCCAGGCAACCGGCGCAGCUGCUGCGGCAAAUCCAACAGGAAGCUAUGCUUUGGUCUGCUGCAGGCGCCAAGCACUUGUCCGCCCUUGGCUGGCCGGUGCCGUCGGAUGCCCAGGGAACAGUUUAGUCUGUUGCCGAGCUUCGACCAUGCCUAAACGGUGGUUGAUCAUUUAUGUAAUAGCUAACAAACUCUAAACGUGCGUGUGCGCCCGGAAAAGACCCGCGUUGUACUAAGUUGUACACGUCUUCA